UUUUUUUUCUGUUUUUUUUUUUUUUCCUUUUAUGAUUUGAAAAAGAGAAAAGAACGUACAGCAAGCUGGGUCAGCGAAGCGCCACCAGCGGCCCGCACGUGGACACCUCCCGGAGGAAAGAGAGUUGGAAGCAAACUUGGUCCGACUGGCCUUGAGGCCUCAACUUCGGCUGGACUCUAAGGCCUGGGAUCAUGACUCUCAUGCUGGGCAGGUGGAAGGCUUUAUCUGUCUCGGGCUGGACUUGAGCCACCACCCUUCGCCAGCGUCUCCCCCCACACCCCCACUCACACCUGGCACCGGGGCUACGCCCGGACGCCCAUCUGCGACAUGGAUAAGUACGAGGAUCUGGGCCUGGAGGCCAGUAAGUUCAUCGAAGACCUGAACAUGUACGAGGCGUCCAAGGAUGGACUCUUCCGAGUGGACAGGGGUGUAGGCAACAACCCGGAGUUUGAGGAAACACGCAGGGUGUUUGCCACGAAGAUGGCCAAAAUCCACCUCCAGCAGCAGCAACAGCUCCUGCAGGAGGAGACCCUGCCCAAGGGGAGCCGAGGCCCCCUCAAUGGUGGGGCCCGCCCGGGCCCACAGGUCCACCGGGAAGCUGGUGUGGGCAGCAAGCUGACCCUGGAUGGUGCUGCCAAGCCCCCUCUUGCUGCCCCGACAGUGGGUCCUGGGACAGCCACCACCCUCGCUGCUGGGCAGCCCUUGUACCCACCCCAGGAGCAGAGGGCCAGGCCGUACGCCCGUGUCAUGAGGCAUGGCAGCCAGGACUGUGGUUCCAGGGAGAGUCCGGAGAGUUCUGAGUCUGCUUUCCACCAGCUGGGACCCUGCCAGGAUCCUUCCUGCCUCACCCAUGGAGACUAUUAUGACAACCUCUCCUUGGCAAGCUCAAAGUGGAGUGAUGAACCAGGAGUGUCCCCCAGCAUCAGGCUGGGAGUAGGGAGUGGGUGGCCUGGCCCCCCAGGGAGUGACCCACCACUGCCCAAACCCUCCAGGGACCAUCACCUGUACCAGCUGCAGCUCUCCCCGAGCUCCAGCAGGUCAUUUGAAAGCAGCCAGGAUGGUGGUGUUGGUGGCCGCAGCAGUGAGAAGCCAGCGGGUCUUUGGACUACUGCCUCCUCUCAGCGGGUGAGCCCCGGCCUUCCUUCCCCAGGCCCGGAGAAUGGGGCCCUCCUGGGGCCCCCUCAGCCCAGGACCCCUUCCUUCUCAGCACCCCUGGCCCUGAACUGCCCCAGUCAAGGAGCUCUUCCAAGAACAAACUCAGGGGUGGGGAGUGAGGUUUCAGGCAUGAUGCCCAAACCCACUGUGGACCCUCAAUCUUGGCUCCAGGAUGGGCCCAAAUCUUACCUUCCUAGUUCUGCCCCAUCAUCCUCGCCAGCCAGCACGGACAGUUUGCAGUCGGGUGCGGCCCCUGGGCUGGGUCCCAAGCCUGGCUGCACAGACCCUGGCAUUGGUCCCAAGCUCAGCCCCACCAGCCUUGUCCAUCCAGUGAUGUCCACCCCGCCUGAGUUAUCUUGUAAAGAAGGUCCCCCUGGCUGGUCGCCUGGUGACAGCCCGGGGCCUGUGCUCCCGGAGAGCCCCAGCACCCCCAGGGUGAGGCUGCCCUGCCAGACCCUCAUCCCGGGCCCUGAGCUUGGGCCCUCAGCUGCUGAAUUGAAAUUAGAAGCCCUCACCCAACGUCUGGAGCGUGAGAUGGAUGCUCAUCCGAAGGCCGAUUACUUUGGAGCCUGUGUGAAAUGCAGCAAAGGGGUGUUUGGGGCCGGCCAGGCCUGCCAGGCCAUGGGGAACCUCUACCAUGAUGCGUGCUUCACCUGUGCGGCCUGCAGCCGGAAGCUGAGAGGAAAAGCCUUUUAUUUUGUCAACGGCAAAGUGUUCUGUGAGGAAGACUUCCUGUACUCUGGAUUCCAGCAGUCUGCUGACAGGUGUUUUCUUUGUGGGCAUCUGAUCAUGGACAUGAUCCUGCAGGCCCUGGGGAAAUCCUACCACCCUGGCUGUUUCCGCUGUGUCAUCUGUAACGAGUGUUUAGACGGUGUGCCCUUCACCGUGGACUCAGAGAACAAGAUCUACUGUGUUCGAGAUUACCACAAGGUGUUGGCCCCCAAGUGUGCAGCCUGUGGGCUUCCCAUCCUUCCACCUGAGGGCUCAGAUGAGACCAUCCGUGUUGUGUCCAUGGACAGAGACUACCAUGUGGAGUGUUACCACUGUGAGGACUGUGGUCUGGAACUCAAUGAUGAAGACGGUCACCGCUGCUACCCGCUGGAGGACCACCUGUUCUGUCACUCCUGCCAUGUCAAGAGGCUGGAGAAAGGCCCCUCGUCCACAGCCCUUCACCAGCACCACUUCUAGCCAGAGCCUCUCACAGACGGCAUGGCGCGCAUGAGAGCCAGGGUUGCCCAAUGAGAAAUCUGCCUGUUGAUUCCAGCGGCCCUGGGGUGGAACUGGGCUGGAGGGAGAAGGGGUGGGCAGGCGAGUUCCUGCACGUCCGUGUGGGACGCCUUGCCUUUAACCUGGGGGGUGAACCCUGCCUAUCUGUAUGUGUAGUUUCCAAGUGCCUUUCUCCACUGCCACACCCUCACCAGAUUACUCA
Messenger RNA from Ceratotherium simum simum (southern white rhinoceros), 2584 nucleotides. RefSeq names its product LIM domain containing 1 (gene LIMD1). NCBI's taxonomy places the organism in Eukaryota, Metazoa, Chordata, Mammalia, Perissodactyla, Rhinocerotidae. The record is from RefSeq and is a predicted model, not a curated record. Gene Ontology annotation, biological process: response to hypoxia; regulation of DNA-templated transcription; negative regulation of hippo signaling. Gene Ontology annotation, cellular component: nucleus; P-body; adherens junction. Gene Ontology annotation, molecular function: transcription corepressor activity.